Messenger RNA from Folsomia candida, 2613 nucleotides. RefSeq lists its product as uncharacterized. Lineage: Eukaryota; Metazoa; Arthropoda; Collembola; Entomobryomorpha; Isotomidae. Gene Ontology annotation, molecular function: actin binding. The record is from RefSeq and is a predicted model, not a curated record. The transcript is spliced from 5 exons. The coding region runs from base 553 to 2379 and encodes 608 amino acids.
AUAGUUUUGCAUUUAUCAACUCACAAAUAUUUUAAAUAAUAAUCCAUCGAAAUGACUCAGACCAUUACGUAGUAGUUUAUGUCAUACAGUGGAUUUUGUUGAUAACCCAAUCACUGUAUUUUAGGUGGGAGUACGUUUGUACCUCGUAGCUCAAGAUUAUUUUACAUAUGUAUGCUGCCUCCCAGUUUGUUAAUGAAUAGAAUUAACUAGUCACUCGUGGUGUGCUGCAUAUUCUGAGCUUUUGCAACGCCUGACUACUGAUAAAUUGGAUUUAACCUUAUCAUCAAACCUCGUUUACUCCAAUGUCCCGACUUUGAAAGAAAAUCUUGCUUUGCUGGCCAUGACAUUAUACACAAUAUAAGCAUGAGCAGCGCAUGUUUGCCUUUGUAGAUCAAGAUAACACCUACAUAUUAAUUAUUUUAUGUAUGUACCUAUGUAUGCACGACGGUGUACCACUCCGAGUUGAUAAUGUAUUGUCGCCUCUCUCCAUAAAUGAUAAAUAUAAAAAAUCCUUGUUUUUGGUUUCAAAACAUUAUUUUUUAAUUCUACAAAAUGGCCACUGCAAAUUCACUAAAAUUUGUCAAAGCUUCACCAACGAGUAAUUCUAAUAUUAGUGAGCCAAGCCCAACAAUAGCAUAUCAAGACGUAGAAGUUCCACAGUUUAAAGUUGGUGACCACAUCCUUUGGGCUCCGGGAGGUGAAUCCUUACCAAAAUCAUUAGAAAAUCCCAAUUUUGGAGUUGGGAUUAUUCACAGGAUUGUUCAUUAUGUCAGUCCAAAAACGAGGAAGGCGUAUUUGUUGGCCUUCGUAUACUUUUACGAGUGGGUACCAGACGCUGUUGAAGUCACUUGGCCAGAUGGAGACAGUUACUUUAGACUUUUGGUCCCAAUCUCCGAUCUUCGACGAUUAGACCAUCAUGAACCUCAAAAGCAGCAGACGAAUCAAAUAUUGACAGGAAAUAAGUCUCAGUCUCAAGAAGUUGUCUUUCGACCUUGCGUUUUAAAAAAUACAUGCAAACAUCUUCAUCCACUGAUUCCUGAAAAUACUACAAUUUUCAACCUGCAUAAUCAACGUUUCGUUAAAGGAGUUGUGACGCAAUUUAGUUCAGCCAGUGACGGAACGCUUUAUGUUGAGGCAGAUUUCGAGUUGGAAAUUUACCAAGACGAAUUAGCUCAUAGUAAAGUAUGCGACAGGAGUUUAUCCAAUUGCGACCAUAGAAUUGCAGUCAAUGUAGCAAAUCUUUCUCAACACUUGUGGAACACUGAGUUCAAAUUGAUGAUCAAUAAUCAACGAGUGAAAUUCGAGGAUUUGUUCAUAAAAAGCAAACCGUCCUCAUCACCUCCUCCUCCUUACUCGGCAGUAGAAGAGGCAAUUCGUCUUCCUCGCGGUCCGCCCUCGCAAACACCAAGCCUUGCGAUUCCUCUUCAAGUUGGUCACGAUAUGAAGCCGGCUCAAAUUUUGUCCCGAGAAUGCAGCAGCAACAAAUCUCCCACAUUACACUCGUCGCCAGUUCUCUCUGACGAUCGGAAUAAAGUUGUCACUGUUUUGAGCGAACUUCGUUCAAAACUUCCUUUUAACAGAAAGAAAAGGACAGAAAAAUCUGAAGAAAAAUUUCCAAAAAAUUCAAUUACCAAAUAUUUGAAUGGUGUGAAAGCACCAAAACCAAUAAACAGCACAACUAAUGGCACCUUAAUUUCAUCUGAAAAUCUCAACGUCUCCACAAAAACGCACUAUGUUGGUGAAUACUAUAAUGAUAUUUCCGAAACAAUUGAAAGCCCAUCAACAGUCCACCAAUCCGAAAUCAACAUCCGUUCCAAAUCUGUCAGUAGCAAUAAGACAAAAAUAAUGAAAAAUACGUCGUUCAGUUCCAAGAAGACGUAUCCAGCCCCACAGCCACCCUCAGCAAGAACAAAGCCACAAACACCCCCCAACUUAAGCGCAGUGACACAACAACACGGUCAUGUGCAGCCAACAGCACCGACAACACAACGGCAAAACUUGCCACCCCCACCACCACCUCCACCUCCACCUCCACAAGCUCAUUUCGAAGCAAGCCGCACAGCACCGUCAUCUAAACCGCUUCCUCUGCCUGAGAGAUCUGCACUUCUCGAACAAAUUAGGCUUGGCAAGUCUUUGAAGCAUGUUGAGCCAAAUAAGAGAAGGAAUGGAGUCGGCAGUGUUCGAGGAUGUGCUCCAUUUGCAGAAAAUGAAAUGAAAAGCUCACAAAAAAACGGGGACAAAGAUGACUUUGCCUCCAUAAUCAUGGGAGCAUUGGCAAAUCGACGUGCCAUGAUUGAUACUGACGACAGCUGCAGCAGCAGUGACGAUGGGAGAGAAUGCGGCAACGCGAGUGAACAUGACGACGAUGCAUGGGAUUAAUAAUUAAGUCAAAGCAUUGGAAAAUUGUCGACAUAGCUUCUGUCGAAUCCUUUACUGUCUAAUUAUCAUUACACGUUUUAUUGAGAAAACCUACAUAUGCUUAAUCCAUAGCCGUAUACACACAUAUUUACAUAGAUCGUGACUACAGUAAAAGUUGUAUUUUCCAAUAAUUUAGAUAAUUUAAAUCAAUAAAUAAGCAAGAAUAUGUCGCACUUGACGCAGGUGCAAUUUGUA